AUGCCUUCUACACUCAUAGUGGGUGCCACACGUGGCCUUGGGAAGGCUCUGGUGACAUACUAUGCCGAGCGCCUUUCGUACACGGUGUACGCGACGUCUCGGUCAUCCGAUGUAUCUCCCAGCCUGAAAGCCGACAAUGUUUCCUGGCUGACCGGCAUCGACCUGUCGAAACCAAGCUGUGGGAAGGACCUCGCAAGUUCGCUGAAAGGCAAGACAAUUGACACCUGUAUCGUCACCGCCGGAUAUUUUGUGACCGAGGACUUUGGCGAGGCCAAAUGGGACGAGGAAAUCAAAAUGUACACGCUCUCUUCGGUCGCGCCGGUCUUUGUCGUCCAAGAGUUAGUCAAGGCCUCCAUCUUGUCCAAGGGUAGCAAAGUUGUGCUUGUAUCGUCAGAAUCUGGUUCAAUUACACUGAGGCAUGAGCAGGAGGGAGGUGGUAAUUAUGGACAUCAUGGUUCUAAAGCUGCUCUGAACAUGGUGGCCAAGCAAUUGUCGUUUGAUUUGAAAGAUGAAGGUGUCGCUGUGGUCUCGGUACAUCCUAGCUUCAUGAGGACCGAAAUGACCAAAGGUGUCGGGUUCGACAAAUUCUGGGACGCUGGAGGUGCGCUCAAACCCGAAGAAGCUGCCCGAAUCUUGGGCGAAUGGGUUGAGAAAGAGUUUUCGCUAGAUAAGACAGGGACAUACUGGGCCCCUAGGGGAACUCAGGACAUUGGGAACUGGGAUGUCGUGAUGGGAAAGGAGACGGCCAAAGACGGGCCUGUCCAGCUUCCAUGGUAA
Capronia coronata CBS 617.96 is the source of this 777-nucleotide messenger RNA. RefSeq names its product 3-oxoacyl-[acyl-carrier protein] reductase. Gene Ontology annotation, molecular function: oxidoreductase activity, acting on the CH-OH group of donors, NAD or NADP as acceptor. The record is from RefSeq and is a predicted model, not a curated record. The coding region runs from base 1 to 777 and encodes 258 amino acids. Lineage: Eukaryota; Fungi; Ascomycota; Eurotiomycetes; Chaetothyriales; Herpotrichiellaceae. The transcript has 2 exons.